Messenger RNA from Fusarium musae, 1245 nucleotides. RefSeq lists its product as uncharacterized. Gene Ontology annotation, molecular function: NAD(P)H dehydrogenase (quinone) activity. The annotation marks the transcript as partial. The transcript has a single exon. The record is from RefSeq and is a predicted model, not a curated record. NCBI's taxonomy places the organism in Eukaryota, Fungi, Ascomycota, Sordariomycetes, Hypocreales, Nectriaceae. Gene Ontology annotation, biological process: aerobic electron transport chain.
AUGCCAAGCAGAAUUGUAAUUGUGGGUGCUGGUUUCGCCGGAGUUUGGAGUGCCCUCUCCGCCCAACGUCUCAUCAACCUCAAUAGCAAAAAGCAAGACAUUCAAGUUCUCGUCAUCGCCCCCGAACAAGCACUGAUCCUCCGUCCUCGUCUAUACGAACUCAAUCCCUCGAUGAUGAAACAACCCCUCGGGCCACUUUUUACACAUGCCGGUAUUGAGUUCUUCCAAGGAAUCGUGGAGACAAUCGACACAAACUCACAGACAGUUCAUGUCAAAUCCGCAUCUGGUGACAAAUCUGAUAUUACUUACGAUCGGCUCGUGCUUGCAGCUGGGAGCACAGUUACCCGACCCAAGAGUAUUACCGGGCUUGAGGAGUAUGGCUUUGACAUUGAUUCAAUCGCCGCUGCAACCAAGCUUGAGUCUCAUAUCAAGAAUCUGGAAUUCCUUCCCGUCAGCAAAGCCCGCAACACUGUGGUUGUCUGUGGCGGUGGCUUCACUGGUAUUGAGAUUGCGACAGAGCUACCCAACAUGCUCAAGCACAUUAAGAAACCGCGCAUUGUACUCGUUGAAAGUGCCUUAGUCGUUGGGCCUGAACUUGGAGAAGGGCCGCGUCCUAUUAUCAUGAAAGCUCUCGAAAGCCUCGGUGUUGAGCUCAAGCUCGGUGCUUCUGUUACUUCAAUUGACCCAAGUGGCGUCAGUCUUUCGUCAGAAGAGCGGAUUGAAGCGAUGACUGUCAUCUGGACCGCUGGCGUGCGAGCAACGUCCCUCGCACAACAAAUUCCUGGGCAGAAGGAUACGCUCUCCCGACUUUGCGUCGACCAAAAUCUCCGUGUCCCUGGCUGUCCUUGCGUAUUUGCAACCGGUGACGCCGCCCAUGCCGCCACUGAUACUAAAGGCAAUGUCACCAUGCCCUCAUGCCAACACGCCGUUGUCCUCGGUCGUUUCUCAGGACACAACGCAGCAGCAGACCUCGUCGGCGAACCAACCAUUCCGUAUUCUCAACCUGGAUACGGCACUUGCCUUGAUCUUGGGCCUUGGGGUGCGCUGUUAGCUAAUGGCUGGGAAAGGGAGGUCACAGUGACCGGUCAGAUCGCGAAGCAGGUGAAGAGAUACGUCAACCAGAAAAUUAUCAUACUUCCGGAUACCGCUAAGGAGGCCCUAUAUGCUGCAGAUCCAGCUUCUUAUGACUCUGAAAGUCGUCUUAAGCGUGUGCUCGGUGUGCUGGGGUGGACAUUGCGCAACUAC